Messenger RNA from Sphaeroforma arctica JP610, 1152 nucleotides. RefSeq lists its product as hypothetical. The record is from RefSeq and is a predicted model, not a curated record. NCBI's taxonomy places the organism in Eukaryota, Ichthyosporea, Ichthyophonida. The transcript is spliced from 5 exons. The coding region runs from base 1 to 1152 and encodes 383 amino acids.
AUGUACCUCCACGUGUAUUUCGCUUUACAGAGCCAUCUCCGCUUGCGACCAGUGGUGAUAGGCUGUAUAUAUGACGAUGACGAGGGUUGUCUCAACGCGAAAGACCAGAAGCAGCUGACUUGUCUGCAGACGUAUGCUAUCGUUCCGACGAACCCCCAAGAGCUUCCAAUUUGUGUGGAUGAACCAAUACCUGAACCCUCGCCACCACCGCCACCUAAGGCCCAGACGGAGCUCACUCCAGAGCAGACAAAUGAACUGGUGGCGCUGGUACACGCUAAUAAUUACAAGCUGAAAAUGUUCUCAGACGAAUUCAGAGCAAAGUAUCCUGAAUUGAGGGUGAAACUGGUGAAGGAUGCCAUCAAGAGCUUCGCCGAGUGGGGCAGGCGUAACGGUGAACCAUUCAGACGAUGGUGGCUAACACCCGAAAUCCUAGAAAAGUACGGACUUCCCUCUCAGGAACCAGCCAAACCAACUCCCGCGGCCACUGCCACCGUCACUGCUACAGCCAAUACUACAGCCAAUACUACAGCCACUACCGAGUCAGCCAUAGCACCCAGUAAAGCCAAGCAAAAUGCCACCAAACUCACCAAAGUUCUUCCCAAAAUUAUCAGACAAGCGCCCGUUAAAACGACUGACCGACCUAACAUUGCUGAUAUGUUAACGACUAAGGGUUUGCCAGCGGUGGCGGUGUCUCCAGUUUCUAAAGAGGUAGCUGAUACAAAAGCACAGACCACUAAGGCCCAACCUUCGAUUUCGGAUUUCUUCCGAACUAAGCCAACACACAUGGAGGCGCCCGAUGAGGAGGCAAUACAGCCACAGCAAAGAGAGCCCUGCGUAGGUAGCGCACAGCCGACGAUACAUAUUCUCGUGGCCAAGAAGAAGCGAGUGACUCCGACUCUAGAGCAGGCACUUAGUUCACGGUCCCCACCAACCCAACUCGCAAAUAUGAAUUCACCGCAAACUCUCACUAGUAUUGAACCCCAGCCAGUGAUUAGCUGUCAAAAUACCGCGAAUAAUAGUGGAAACAAGGAAGAGAUUGCGAAGACGAUCGCUAAAGCUGAUAUAGACACACAAACAAAUGGGAGUUCAAAUGCCCACUUGCGAUCGCCAAAGGUCACGAUAAGAAAGGCACACUCGAGUCCGAAUAAAUAA